UCCGCAUUCGACUAGUGCAGGUGAAGCGCGUCGCCCGUCAACGUUAGAAGAGCGAAAAACCAACCAUGGGGAAGCCCGACGCGCCCCCGCAAUGGACGGGCAAGUCCAUCCGCAAGCUAUCGCUGCACAGACGUCGUGUGAAUCCUAUGAAUCUAGGCUAUGGCUUGGAGCACAUUCCCUUCCUGUUCCUCUACGCAUACUCACUGUAUCAUUGCUUCCUGACUGCCGGCGAGCCUUACGCUCAGGCCAUGAAGGAGCUAGAGGAACAAGGAUUGACCAUCCCUGGCUCCGUGGACGUCACUACCCCUGGGGAGGACGGAGGCCUAGCCGCCGCGAUGUUGUCCCAGGGAAGCGUGCGUGAGGCUGCACCAGCCGUCCCCACGAUCAACUACACGGCCAUGUUGGAGCAGGAGAGGGAAGGGCCUCCGCUUCCCAACCCUUUCCUGCCUGGUAUCGUGCCUCUGCUCUACCUACUAGGCACAGUCAUGACCCACGGCCUCAUGCUGCUGUUCCAGAUCUGGUCUGUGCGUGUCAAGGCGUUCAUCAAGUACACACCCGUGACUUCUCUAGACGAAGCGACGUUCGUGAUGGUGGUGCCACGCUCCUUCAAGGGCAAGAGCAGCAUCGUCGAGAUCAUUCGUUCCAAGCACGCUGAUGGAUCUUCCGCUGGACGCCCGUACUUCCUGUUCCAGAAGCACAAAUACGUUGCUGAAGAAGAAGCAGGUGACAAGGGUGGCGUGUUGUUCCGUAAGCUAAAGGCGCCGACUACUGAAGUGGUCAAGUUCUACCUGGAGUCCCGUGGUCUGAGCUCUGAGCGUGAGAUCGAGGCCCAGCUGGAUCUGUACGGCAAGAACGAAUUCAGUAUUCCUCAACCUAACUUCGUCGACAUGUUCAAGCAGCAGUUACUGGAGCCGCUUACUGUGUUCCAGAUCUUCAGUGUGUGCCUCUAUAUGCUGGAUGAGUACUGGCAGUACUCGCUGUUCACGCUCGGAAUGAUCCUCAUGUUCGAGGGUGUCACUGUUAUGAGUCGUCUCAAGAACCUUCAGACAUUGCGUGGUAUGGGCAACAAAGCACGUGAGAUCUAUGUGUACCGCGAGAAGACGUGGAAGAAAUUGGACUCGGACCUGCUGGUGCCUGGUGAUGUCAUUUCAGUGAAGCGUGAGACGGACGGUGAUCAUGACAACAUGGUGCCAUGUGACUGUUUGUUGCUGGACGGCUCUGCUGUGCUGAACGAGGCUACGUUGACGGGCGAGAGUGUUCCACAGAUGAAGGAGGCUAUUGGCACGAAGAUGAGCCCCGAAGACCUUGCAGAGCAACUUGACAUGAAGUCUGGACACAAAGUGCACGUGCUGUUUGGCGGAACUACCGUGAUGCAGGCAGAUUCAUCAAGUGAAGGCUCUGGAACUACUUCGAUUCAGAAAAUUCCUCAUGCACCUGAUGAGGGCUGCACUGCGUACGUACUACGCACGGGUUUCAGCUCCUCGCAGGGUAAACUGGUGCGCAUGAUCGAGUUCUCGAGCGGCAAGGUCACGGGAAGUUCGUGGGAUGCUUAUGGUCUUGCGUUCUUGCUGCUAAUUUUCGCUUUGCUCUCGUCGGGCUAUGUGCUGCGCCACGGUAUUGCGCAGAAGGGAAAGAUCACGUUUGAGCUGCUUCUGCGUUGUGUGCUUAUUAUCACUAGUGUGAUUCCAGCUGAACUGCCGAUGCAGACAGCGAUGGCGGUGAACUCGGCUCUGCUGAACUUGGUGAAGUUGUCGAUCUUCUGUACCGAGCCGUUCCGUAUCUCGCUGGCUGGCAAGGUGGACAUUUGUCUGUUCGAUAAGACGGGCACGUUGACUACGGACCAGCUCACUGCCGUUGGUGUCGUGUGCGAGGACACCACGACGCCCACCCCUGCUGCUCCGAAAGACAAUGUCCUCGGUCAUGUACCGAUGAUUGCAGCUAACUUGGACGCUACGUUGGUCCUUGCUGGUUGCCAGUCGCUGGUACAGAUUGACGGUAAAAUGGUCGGUGAUCCGGUGGAAGAAGCUUCGAUUCGAGCCAUCGACUUCUCCUACGAUGCUGCAACUCGUCAUUGUCAGGCGAAGAAGGACCUCGAGCGUGCGAGCGAGCGUCGCUGGGGACAGGGAACCAACCAGAAGGAUGUGUUCGUGCAGAUCAUGCACCGCAACCAUUUUGCGUCCAAGCUGCAGCGAAUGAGUGUGAUUGCCAAGGUGCAUUUGGGCGACAAAGGAGUGCGUGUGCGAUCACUGGUGAAAGGAAGUCCAGAGGCUGUCGCGAAGCUGAUGCGUCCGGAGACCAUUCCGGCGUGGUUCUGGCCUACGUACCAAAACCUCGCACGUCGUGGAAUGCGUGUGCUUGCGCUCGCAUACAAGGACAUUAACGGUCGUCCGUCGGAGGCUGAAGUGGCUCAGCAGCCUCGCUCCUGGGCUGAAAGUGACUUGCAUUUCGCUGGUUUUGCGGUGUUCCAGUGUCUCGUUCGUAAGGAUAGCGGUGAUAUCCUGAAGGUGCUGAAGGACAGCUCGCACCAGGUUUCGAUGAUCACGGGAGACGCUACUCUGACGGCUGUGCACGUGUCCAAGGAGGUCGGCAUUAUCACUCGUCCAGCGUUGAUCCUAAGCGAGAGUUCGUCGCCUAGUGACCCUCUCAAAUGGACGAGCGCUGACGAUGACUCGGUGCUGGCGCCGUACAAAAGUGGUGACAUUAAGAUCCUGGUGAAGAAGUACGACCUGUGUGUGAACGGCAAGACUCUUGUUGCUGCCGGAGAAGUGGACGAUGUGAUCUGGAAGAACCUCAACCACAUUCGUGUGUACGCUCGCAUGACGCCGGAGCUUAAGGAGAAGGUGCUGACGUUACUAAAGACGCACGGUCACCACACCCUUAUGUGUGGUGACGGUGGUAACGAUGUGGGUGCCUUAAAGCAGGCACACAUUGGUGUGGCUCUGUUGGGCGGAUUCGGAUCAGCGAAUGCCGACAAGAGUGUGACUGGGUUGGCGAAGUACCAGAAGGGAAACGUGGCUACCGUCAGCACUCGGGAGGACCUAAUGAAGCUGCAUGUGUCGGCACUGAAGAAGCUUCUGGCGCAGCAGAAUGUGAAUACUGCGCAUUGCAAGGUGAAGCAGGACUAUGUGGAGCUCAUUCUGAGCGAGCAGAAGAAGAAAGCGAUCGAGACGAUCAAGAAGAAGCAGCAGGCAUUGGCUAAGAAGAACCCGAAGCUCAAGGUCCUCACUAAAGAAGAGCAGAUGGCUGAAAUGAAGAGGAAGCAGGAAGAACUCGAAGCCGACGUGCGUGCGCGCCAGGCUCGUGGUGAAUCGUUUGCGCGUAUGAAGGCUAUUGCUGCAUUUGCCAAGCGUGAGGCUGAAGAGAAGAAGAAACUGCAGAUGGAGCGCACCGGCUCCAAGGGCUUUGCGAACUUUGCCAACAACGCUGCUAUGGCGCAGUACAUGGACGACUUUGACGACGGCGAGGUGCCGAUGGUGAAGCUUGGAGAUGCGUCGAUCGCUUCGCCUUUCACUUCGCGUGCUCCAUCUAUCAAGGGCUGUGUCGACAUCAUUCGUCAGGGCCGCUGUGCGCUUGUGACGACAAUGCAAAUGUAUCAGAUCCUGGCUGUCAACUGUCUGAUCAGCUCGUAUUCGCUGUCUGUGCUGUAUCUCGACAAGGUCAAGUGGGCCAACUCGCAGAUGAUGGCGCUCGGUAUGAUCUCCACCGUUGCCAGUAUCACACUGAGUCGUGCCACUCCACUCGACAAGCUGUCUCCUGUGCGUCCGCUGACGUCCAUUUUCCAGCCAGCGCUGUUCGUCAGUCUUGCUGGUCAGUUCGCGCUGCACUUGGGCUGUAUGAUCUACCUCACGAACCUGGCGAAGGAAUACACACCGGAAGGUGACGUCGCGCACUCGAAGCCUGGUGAGUUCCAGCCGAACGUCAUGAGUACCGUUAUCUUCCUUAUCAACGGCGUGCAGACGGUGAGUGUGUGUGCUGUGAACUACAAGGGCCGACCGUUUAUGAAGCCCAUGACGGAGAACCCGGGUCUGUUGUACUCAUUGGGCAUCAGUAUCGUCGGCGUCUUCCUGCUCUGCACGGAGCGGAUGCCCAUGUUCAACAAGGUGCUGCAGAUUGUGCCCAUGCCGGACCCGCGCUUCACGCGUAUCCUCACUGGACUGCUUACUCUUGAAGUGCUUGGUGCCUUCGCAUGGGACCAGUUCUGUCUGCUCGUGUUUGCACCCAAGAUCUUCAUGGCUUCGAUGCGUGCUCUAACGUUCAAGGAUGUUCGUCAGCUCUUCAAGAUGACAGUCGUGUCGCUGAUCAUCAUCUACAUCCUGGCCAACAUCGACUACGAAGAAAUUGAGCGCCAGCAACAGCUUCUAGAGGAACAGCGUCUCGCCGCCGAGGAGAUCAGUAGCUAAAGAAAGAUACCCACGUUACGGCGUAAUGGGAAGCAAUUAGAAACAGCAUUUCUAUCUCUGAUCUCUAUUUCUUUGAUUAGAGGGUGCAAGAAUGCUGUAAACUCUAACGAGCCCGUAACUUACUGCUUGGCUGU
This is a messenger RNA of Phytophthora nicotianae INRA-310, 4534 nucleotides long. RefSeq lists its product as hypothetical. Bases 66 to 4400 code for a protein of 1444 amino acids. The transcript has 2 exons. Gene Ontology annotation, cellular component: membrane. Lineage: Eukaryota; Oomycota; Peronosporomycetes; Peronosporales; Peronosporaceae. The record is from RefSeq and is a predicted model, not a curated record. Gene Ontology annotation, molecular function: nucleotide binding; P-type transmembrane transporter activity.